Acomys russatus (golden spiny mouse) is the source of this 1754-nucleotide messenger RNA. RefSeq names its product transmembrane protein 65 (gene Tmem65). Gene Ontology annotation, cellular component: mitochondrion. NCBI's taxonomy places the organism in Eukaryota, Metazoa, Chordata, Mammalia, Rodentia, Muridae. Gene Ontology annotation, biological process: regulation of cardiac conduction; cardiac ventricle development. The coding region runs from base 90 to 875 and encodes 261 amino acids. The record is from RefSeq and is a predicted model, not a curated record. The transcript is spliced from 8 exons.
UCGGGCUGAGCCCAGCUCCUGAGCCUCUGUCCAGCUGCGCCCGAAGUCGUCUUCCCUUGGGACUGCCGCGGGGGUCGCGCUCCAGCGCCAUGUCCCGGCUGCUGCCGCUGCUGGGGAGCCGGACGGCGCGCAGCCUGAGGCCGGGCCCAGCCGCCGCGCCCCGCCCUCCGUCCUGGUGCAGCUGUGGCCGGGGGCUGCUGGCACUCGGGGUCCCCGGCGGUCCCCGGCUUCUGGGCACACAUCCCAAGAAGGAGCCUAUGGAGGCGCUGAACACGGCGCAGGGCGCGCGCGACUUCAUCUACAGCCUGCACUCCACCGAGAGGAGCUGCUUGCUUAAAGAGCUGCACCGCUUCGAGUCUAUUGCCAUCGCCCAAGCAUGCAGAUUUCCCAAACCCGAGAUGGUCAUUGUGAAGCGUGCGAAGGAGGUGUCAGCAGCAGAGAGCCCUGAUAGCUUUGAAAAAUUGGAAGCUCUACCACCCACUCCAGGACAGCUGAGAUAUGUAUUCUUCCACAAUGCGAUACCUUUCGUAGGGUUUGGCUUUUUGGAUAAUGCAAUUAUGAUUGUUGCAGGAACCCAGAUCGAAUUGUCUAUUGGAAUUAUUUUGGGAAUUUCAACAAUGGCAGCUGCUGCUUUGGGAAAUCUUGUCUCAGAUUUAGCUGGACUUGGCCUUGCAGGUUAUGUUGAGGCCUUGGCUUCCAGGUUAGGCCUCUCAAUUCCUGAUCUUACACCAAAGCAAGUUGACAUGUGGCAAACGCGUGUUAGCACACAUUUGGGCAAGGCUGUUGGGGUGACUAUUGGCUGCAUUCUAGGAAUGUUCCCUUUGAUUUUCUUUGGCGGAGGUGAAGAAGAUGAAAAACUGGAAACGACGAAUUAAUCAUCUUAGGACACCUAUAAAAAGAUGUAAACUAAUGUACCUCAGUCGUUAAAAAUACUGUCACAACAUUUAGCAGUGAAGACAGUAACAGUGUAUAGAUAUGGGAUCAAAUAAUUCAGCAUGUAUUAUGGAAACACUAACUUAUUGUGGCUUGGUCUUCUUAAGACAUCUUUUUAAAAACUAUUUAGUAUCAUUUUAUGUAAAUUGUUGAGAUGCUUUUCAUCAAUGGAAGUCAACAUGUUAUCAUCUUUCUCUCUGUGGAUCGACAUAUUGUUUAACUUUCAGUCAUCAAUACUGGACUGUACUGACUCGGGGCUUGCCUGUUUGUUACGUAACAUGUACACGCAUGGGAAUACCUAUUUAUGUUGCUAUUUUUUUUCCCUGAUGGUUAUAAGUCAGUGCUAGGGUUUCUCCAAUUAUUUAAGAUGUUUAAUAUCAGUUAACUAUUUUUAACUCCCUGUCUGGUAGCGUCACUUCUGUGCUAUUUUACAGUAAACAUUUACAAUCAUGUAAAUUCACUCAUUUUUUAAAACGUUCACAUUGAUGCAAAAUGAAGCAGUGUUUUAAGUACACCCGAUUCAUUUUCAUUUUGAACCACGCUGUCUUAAGAGGCAGAGGUUAAUUAGAAAGAUCAAUUAUCUGGCCUCCCUUUUACACAAACCAUACAUGCUGACAAGUGUACUUAUUUCUUGUUGGCUUUAUGCCUUUAAUUUCCCAACUUUGAACAAUGACACAGAAAGUUCCAGUUUGUGGAAGCAAAGGUAUGCUUCGAUGCUUUACCGUCUUUUAAAAUGGGAUUAAGAGAGUGGGGUGAGCUGAGGAAUUUGAGAUGAUGUAAGGCUAAAAAAAAAUUUUUUUUUUUUUUUAAAGUAAAAAGAU